Messenger RNA from Notolabrus celidotus (New Zealand spotty), 4084 nucleotides. RefSeq names its product sorbin and SH3 domain containing 3 (gene sorbs3). Gene Ontology annotation, molecular function: protein binding. The record is from RefSeq and is a predicted model, not a curated record. The transcript has 22 exons. Lineage: Eukaryota; Metazoa; Chordata; Actinopteri; Labriformes; Labridae. Bases 423 to 2588 code for a protein of 721 amino acids.
GGGCCCAAGGCGCAGGACGGAGAAGGCCCUGCGGUGUUUGCGAAGCAGCAGUCGGAUCUUGUCGUCGUCAGAGUCCGGGUCCAGAGGCUUGUUGUACUCCUCGUCCUCCACCUCGUUCUCCGAGGUCUCCCCACCUUGCCCCACAAGACUAGCCUGCGUGGAGCUCGGCUCAGAGGCGCUCUUCUUCCGCCAUUUGGAGCUGUGAACUGCUGUUUGGAACCCAGCCGGCAUCUGGAGACUCAUAAAGUAACUUAACAGAGGCUUCCGCCGCUGACUGUGGUCUGACAACUACAGCUGAUCUGACACUGAUGGAUUUCAAGAGAGGAGAGCAGUGGCUGUAAUCCUCAUGGCUUUGGUGCAAGGUUUUCCUCAUACUGGAUUCUUUUGAUGCGGGGAACAAGAGUUUCACCAUAACAGAUCACAUGCAGUCUCAGCACCGCACGGAAACGGUCGGGGAUCAAAAUGGCUCCAGGAUUAACUUCUCCAGAGAGCCUGAAGUUUCCUCUGAUCAGCAGCAGAUCCUGACAUCUCCAGAGCUGAACCAUGAAGUGGUCAUCUCACCUGGACUUCCCACACCUCCACUAAGCCCUUUUCGCUCAGUGGGGCUGCCAUACACAGAGAUGAAGGUGACGGAUGUGAAUGGAAGUGGAUCAACACCUCUGAGCUUUGGAUCUUACUAUGGCCCCUCUCAAUCUCCAGCAGGAAGACUGUCCAAUGGCGUCCAAAAUUGCUCCACGUUGCCUCGCAGCUGGACCCCCAGCAGAGAGGAGAGGCUCAUCAAGUUCUCAGGAAUCGGUCCUGUAGAUGAAACUGGGAUGCCCAUUGCCUCCAGAUCAAGCGUGAACAAACCCCGAGACUGGUACAAGAGCAUGUUCAGACAGAUUCACAAGAAGCCAGAGGACCUGGAGGAGGAAUCAGAGCGGUGGUCAGCUGAACCAGGACUCCAGUCAUCUGCCAACACUGAAGAAAAUAAUGAAGCAGACAAGAAUUUAUUCAGACUAACACCCUACGGAGCUCUACCCGACUGGAGUGAGGAUGUAGAUAAGCUAUCAGACCCGGGAAAGCAGCACCCUCAACCUAAAAGCAUAUUCGACUUUGAGCCUGGAAAGAGCAGCGCUUCAGAGAGCCACAACCAGGCUCAUUUACCCCUGAAGAAACAACCUGAGAAACCAAAGUCUUCCAUCGAGGCCAGUCUUGUCUCUGAGCUGAGUCAGUUUGAGGCUGAGCUGGACUCGGAGAUCCAAGGCCUGGAGAGGAAACUGUCCCAAAUGAAGCAGCAUCAAGGCCGGGGUGAGGAGGCCAGAGGCAGGGAUACAGUGACUGCUGCGAAGGCUGGGACUUCAAAUUACAGCAAUCCACCAGCAUCAAAGCAGCCCGUCCACCACUUCUCUGGCACGCCACCAUCAAUCUCAGCUCCCACAUAUGUAGAACGUCUUUCGCCUGCAAAUGAAACCAUGGAGCUCCCGCCUAAGAAAGAGGAGAAAAAGAUGAAAGCAGCGCGUGCCAAGUUCAGCUUCCAGGCUCAGUCGCCAAAGGAGCUAACGCUGCAGAAAGGCGACAUUGUUUACAUCCACAGGCAGGUGGAUGCAAACUGGUUUGAAGGAGAACACCAUGGAAGAGCUGGCAUUUUCCCCACAACCUAUGUGGAGAUCCUUGCUCCCACAGAGAAGCCAACACCAAUAAAGUCUCCCACUUUCCAGGUGCUGGACUACGGGGAAGCUGUGGCUCUGUUCAACUUCAACGCUGACCUACCUGUUGAGCUUUCUUUUCGUAAAGGUGAGGUGAUCAACAUCACCAGGCGUGUUGACGAAAAGUGGUUAGAGGGACGGAUCACAGGGACCAGCCGGAGUGGCAUCUUUCCGGCCAGCUACGUCCAGGUCAACAAGAUGCCCCGCACCAGAUUCUCCUCAGACGACUACUCACCCGGCCCCAUGUCCCCUGUUUCCCCUGGACCCCAGAGUCCAGGACGUCCCCUCCACUCACCCUGCCCUCGCUCACCACUGUCCCCCUUCACCCCUACCUCCCUCAGUCCCAAACCCGGUCACUCCCCGCUUAAUCCAUCCUCACCUGUACCUUAUGGCAGCCCAGCUUCACAGUCACGCUCCCCCACCCAGACACCUGUAUCCAAAGAGACAGCCAAUCGGUGGCCUCAAAGCACCUCCAAACCUGUUUCACCCACCAACCAGAACAGCCACUGGGCAGGGACACACUCCGCUAACGUGAGCACCAACAAUCGAGCUGUUUCACCAUCCAAUCAAGCGUCAGCAUCUGCACACAGAGCUGGAGCGUCCACUGCCAACACUCCCAGAUACACUGACCCUGCUCAGGGUGCAAUACCAAACCAGUCUGCUCCACACGUUAACUCCCUGCCGCACUCUCCAGCGCCAAGCAGCCCCGGGUCUGUUGCACAACGCCAACCAUUUAAAGCUGUUUACAACUACAAACCACAGAAUUCAGAUGAGUUGGAGCUCCGAGAAGGAGACAUCGUCCAAGUGAUGGAGAAAUGUGACGACGGCUGGUUUGUAGGUACGUCAGAACGGACUCGUGCUUUUGGAACUUUUCCUGGGAAUUACGUGGCACCGGUUUGACCUCCUCACUUCCUGCCUGCCCACAAACACCUGGACUCACAUGAGACCGAACAGUCACUUAAACUCACUCCAGCAGACCCUGCACUGACACCACAGCCUUUCCUCAUCACACCCACCCAUCACACACUGAAAUAAAUUAGUCCGAUAGCAUGUUCAUGAGUGAAAGCAGGGAAAUGGAAGUGGUUUUUCACCUCACCUCCCUGCAUGAAAGCAUGAGUGUGUGUGUGUUCCACUGAGAGCUGUGGAGUGCUUUCACACACACCACAUUAGAGGAAGGAAUGAAUGCUGAUGAUACUGUUUCAGAUGCAGAGAAUGGGCUGUUUUGUUCCACAACUGUUUGCAGAUGUUGGAAAUUUGCAUUCCUUCCCAGUGAACAGCACAGAUCCUUACUGAUACAGUGUGAUCCUUUAUUCAGUUCUUUUUUACCACCACAGAACCACUGCCUACAGUUUUUGAAAAAGAAUGGCAAUUUUUUUUUCAUGGCAUUUCAAUUGAUUAACAUUUCCUUCAACUAUCUUCCUCAGAUUUUCUUUCAGAUCUGUGAAAAUAACCGAGACAAGUGUGAGGAAACGACAUGAACACCUGUAGACAGUAAAGCACAGUAAGGGCUCAGGCGUGUCAUAUUAAGUUUACUGCCUUUCAUUAGACUAUGCAGAAGAGCAAAUAUAAUGAAUGCAUGUUGUGUUUUCUAAAGCUUUUUGGUACAUUUGUCCCUCUAAAGCCAUGAACGGCAAAGCCAAAGGUGAAAGCAAAUGUCCUGCUGUACUAUAAAAUGCUUUGAUCUGACAUUAUAUUUUAAACCUUUGUCAAUCUGAUCUGGUAAAUGUCUCCACAGCCAAUAUUUGGAUGAUGUUUUGAAGUAUUUGAAGUACUGCUGUAUGUGCCAAAUUGAACCUUUUGUGCAAUCUGAUCUUUUAAAUCCUCCACUGAACAAAACCCGCUCACUUAAUAUUAACUACAUUUGCUACUGCUGCUUUUAUGGUAUUGUCUCUGCUUCCUGGAUUAACACGUUAACAGUAUUUCUAAAACCACUAACAUGUUUUUCUGUUUUAGUUCAGCCCUUAACAGCUGUGGCAUUUCUAAGCCUGAUAAUGAAACACUUAUCAUGAAGUCUUAUCAUGCAAUUUCAUAAUAUAUAUCUAUUGUUUCGCUGUAAAAAUGAAUCGUAGUAGACGUAGGAGAUGAUUGUACAGAUUGUAACCUUUUAUCAAAUUGAAAGUAUAAUAUAUAUUUGCUUACAAAACAAUGUAUCUCAUGUAUGGUACGCAUUUUUUAAAGCAAUUAAACAUUACAGAGUGAGACUGAGAGACUCUUGUGCUCAUGUCUUCAUUUGGUAAAUGCUUUUCAGAUGUUAUUUCAAUAACGAGGGGAAUAGUACAUUGACAUUUACUUCAGCAUGCCUGUAUUUGUACUGAAUCUGUCAGAUUUACAACUGACUGGUUAAAUGGUUACCAAUUAAUACAUCAAUAAAGAUCAAACACACCUAUUCUCACUAA